GAGAGAGAGAGAGAGGGGGGAGUGGAAAGGAAACGGAAAAGACGAAACACACACAAUCCUCCUAAUUUCAAAACCCCGGACUGUGCAGAAGAAAAGACAACUCGCUGAAAAAAAUUACACUUCUAACCACCUAUUUAUUUGUCAAUCUACCCUCCCUUUUACUUUUCCGUUUUUUCUGUCCUUAUUAUCAGUCGGUGGUAGAUUGAACUCCCCUGCUCUACUCAGUAAAAGGUCCCAGUGUUCGCUGGAGCAGAGAUGCCCCCCCAGCCGGAGGUGAGCACACAUUUCCGGGACUUCCUCAAGAGUUUUCUCGGCAUCAUCCGAAUUCUCCAAAUCCUAUUCGGAGCUGGACUAUGGGUCACAAUCGCCGCCAACAAAUACGAAGGCUCCAUCCACUUCGUCCUGUUUGUGGCAGUCCUCUUCUGGCUCCUCACCCUCGCCGCCUUCUUCAUCACUCUCCUGGACAAGAAGGACCUCGUCCCCAUUUUAGGAGGGGACCGGUGGUUGCUUAGCAACCUUCUUCACGACAUCGCGGCCGCAGUGCUUUAUCUACCGGUGAUCGGCGUCAUGAUCUACAAAACGGAGCGCUACGCAUACUGCAACCUGGAGCAAUACAAACACAACUGCCUGUAUAAAGUCUACCUGGCUGCCACUGUGUUCGCAUGUCUGGGCGCUGUGGUGUAUCUUGUCUCCGCGGUGUAUAUGGGCUGUAGGAAGUGCCGGGGUGAGCAGACGGUGGUUUGAGAGAGGAGGGAGGACAGAGGGGAACAGAGGGAGGGAUAGGGCAGAGGACUGGUGGAGGGAGGCAAGAGCUUUCCCUGGAUAGGGGAGAGGACACGGGUGGAGAGGGGGUCUUUUAUGUCCUCCAAAACUGAGUGUCUUCUUGGCUCAAACUCCUACAGGUUUGUCCAUAUUCUGUUCUGUAAUUUAAUGUCCGUAUCAUUUCAGUAGCUUACCAAAGUAUAUAUUUUAUAUUUUUAUCUGUGUGUUUUUUUUGUUGGACUAUAAUACUUUUUUGGUAGGCCUACUCCAGUUGUUUUGUUUUGACUGACAACAACAUUCCAAAGCUCUUAGAUUGUCCAGUCCAGGCAUGGGCGUGUCAUCUGUGCCUUUACAAACACCAUGGGCGUGUCAUCUGUGCCUUUACAAACACCAUGGGCGUGUCAUCUGUGCCUUUACAAACACAUACCUUAUGCUUUGCAGCCUACAACAAGCUGUAAUAGCAAGGACAUGAGAUGAUAUGCCUUUGAUAUGAAAAUAACUAUACCAUAUUUGUUGCUAAUGUUUUUAAGUGUUCUUUUAGCAAGAAUGAAUCCUUGUCUAUAUCAAAAACAAAACCAAGUCUGUUCCUAAUUAAAGUGUCCUUCAUGUUAAGACCAAAUGUUGAUGCAUUAAAACCAAUGUCAGGGUUA
Molecule: messenger RNA, 1412 nt
Organism: Oncorhynchus nerka (sockeye salmon)
Lineage: Eukaryota; Metazoa; Chordata; Actinopteri; Salmoniformes; Salmonidae
Product: MARVEL domain-containing protein 1-like
Exons: 1
Coding region: 256-744 (162 amino acids)
Biological process (GO): myelination
Cellular component (GO): membrane
Molecular function (GO): structural constituent of myelin sheath
Source: RefSeq, a predicted model, not a curated record